Molecule: messenger RNA, 13664 nt
Organism: Harmonia axyridis
Lineage: Eukaryota; Metazoa; Arthropoda; Insecta; Coleoptera; Coccinellidae
Gene: kl-2
Product: dynein axonemal heavy chain 2
Exons: 55
Coding region: 36-13583 (4515 amino acids)
Biological process (GO): microtubule-based movement
Cellular component (GO): dynein complex
Molecular function (GO): minus-end-directed microtubule motor activity; ATP hydrolysis activity; dynein light intermediate chain binding
Source: RefSeq, a predicted model, not a curated record
UGUGACAUUGAAAAUGUCCGUUUGAUUUUCGGAAAAUGGACGAUACUUUUUCUCAAAGCACUCAACAGACUGAAGAUUAUUCCAUACCACCCCCACCAUCUUUGAAAAAGGAAUUAGCUGAAGAUGUAGACUCCUUAUUUUCGCUAGACAAAGAAGAAAGAGUGGUUACUGUUAGAUCUCCGUCAGAAUGUGAACAAGAGAGUGGAAUCGAAUAUGAACCGGAAGAUUUAGAAAAACUUAUUGAAUUCGUGAAGGAUUUCACAACGUUGUAUGAUCUGAGACCUGAAGAUUGGAAUUUCGAACAUGACAAUAUUAUAGCUGAGUUUUUCAUCAAUGUAAAUGAACCUCUGAUGACGAUCUACUUCAUACAGAAUGAACUACAAGUAACACUUGGAGUACCAGAAGCCCCCUUUCUGGACGCCACCUACUUUUACCGCAAACCUCAGCAAGUUUUCACCGUUGACAACUUCCACGACUCUAUCAACUUCGGCACCUUGGACAGCAACAUAGAAGGCUGCCUAUUGGCUGUGAUGCAAAACGUUUACGCCCCCGUAUUCUUUGCCACCACCCAUUGGCCUGACAGCGUUAAAAACGAUUUUGGGCACAAGCUGCACAUGUUCCUUGCCAAGCUGACAGACCUGCAUCACAAGCUGUUCGGUCUUACGGUUCUUUACAUACCUCACGAAAGCAUGAACCUGCAGAUAGAGGUCGCUAGUAAGGAUAAAGAGCUGGUGAAGAGGUUAGAGGGUAUUGUGGUGUAUUGGACCAAGCAGGUGAGGGUAGGCUUGCAGGAUCAAGACCAGACUACCCCUGAGGACUUGCUGGUUCCUACCGAUGAGAUUCAAUUCUGGAAGUACAGAUAUAAGAAUUUGAGAGGAUUGAAUUAUCAACUGGAGAACAAAGGGUUGAAGCAAGUCUGCGACAUACUAACAGCAGUGCAAUCGACCUACGUAAGGCAGUUUCUGGUGUUGGUGGAUGAAAUUAAACACAACGUCGAUGAAGCAAAAUCCAACAUAGAGUUCCUGCAGGUUUUGCGCGAACCCUGCAUGUUGCUGAACGAUGCUGAUGACCCAAGCAAGAUUCCCGAUUAUAUCCCAGAUAUUCUACAGUUGGUCAGGUUCAUCUGGUUGAAUAGUCCUUAUUACAACACUCCAGAUAAAAUAACUCUACUCUGUCGAGCUAUUAGCAAUCAGAUCAUCAUCCAAUGUACUGACUUCAUCAAUCUGGACUAUGUUUUUGAAGAGAAGGCCACGAAGAAGGCUAUCGAUAUGUUUAAUACUUGCAUCGACUGUCUUACUCAAUAUAUAAAACUGUAUGUGCUGAUAUCCGAGUCACAUACGAUGUUUGGCGAUAAACCUUGGAAAUUGAACACUGCUCCAAUCUUCAAUCAUGUUGAUUCUCUGAUUCAACGCUGCAAAGAUAUGAUAGAAGUCUGCGAAUCUAUGAUGACUUUCGGGAGAUUCGAUGAAACAGAAGUAUUGCCAAAACCUACGUUUGGUGGUUCCAGAGGACAAGAAUUCGAGAGUUGGGUAGAUAAGAUAGAGAUCAUGUUCAAUAACAGCUUAGCAGAGGUGGAAAAGAAACGUACAAUUAUCUUCGACGUGCAAGUGGCAGAUUGGUAUGACGAAAUUUUGAAGUUCAGGGGUAAGAUGAAGGACAUCGAGGUGGUGAUGGAAAAUUUGACCAACGCCGUCUUCGACGAGGUGGCCAACGUGGAAGAGGGAAUAGAGAGUCUGGCAGCUAUGUUCAAUUACUCCAAGAGGAAGACGCUAUACUCAUUGUUCGAAAGCAAAACCGUAUUUGUUUAUCAGAUGUUCAGGCAAGAGAUUCAAGACAUCAAACAGGAUCUUAUCGAUGAAGGUGAACAACAUCCCUCUCGUCUACCUUUUUAUGCUGGCAGGGCAAUGAUCAGUCGUAUGAAGAAGAAUCGCCUGGUUAUCAUCAAGAAGUUGUUCGACGAAGCCAAAUGGCUGAUGCCCUGCAGCUUGGCUCCUGAAAUUUUCUCCCAGUAUGAAAAAUUGGUAGCAUCAAUUGACGACAGAGUUCUGAACUUGUUCAGGAAAUGGUUGGACAGUAUAGGCGAAGGUUUGCCUGAAAGACUGAACAGAUCAUUGAUGGUGAAAAGCCCUAGCCGAUUUGGUCUUCUUGAGUGCAACAUCGAUAGGGUGCUGUUGAAGGUUUUCCACGAGGCCAAAUACUGGGAGUCUCUUGGCUACGAAAUACCAACUUACGUCAACUCUGUCUACCAGAAAUCUAAAACGAUCAGGAUUAUAUAUGAGAGUGUACUUGCCGUGGUAUUGGAUUACAAUAAGAUACUGACUUCUCUUUCUGACGAGGAGAGACUGCUCUUUAGACCGAUCAUUUCAGCUGUGGAGAAGAAAAUAUCACCAGGGUUAUCUAAGUUGACUUGGGGAGCUGACGUUGGUGAUGAAUACAUCGAAGAGUGCAGUAAUAAUACAGCUGAACUGCAAAUUUUCGUGGAUACCUACAAAACUUGCAACCUGAAAAUAGUAUCAAUCUGCGAGAAGAUCUGCGAUACGCCACUGAUAAACCUCACAUCAAAUUACGCCUUCGAGCUGGAAGAACUACAGAAAGAGCUGAACUCUUACAUGGCCAAAACUAUAGAUAAGCUUGUCGGUUACUAUGAAGAGAUAAUCGAGUAUUUGAUUGUGGUCUUCGAAGGAUUCGAGAAUCAUAUGACUGCGAUGGCGAAUCAAUGGAUCAAGUAUAUCAACAAUUUCGACAAACUGGUGGAAAAAGCGCUUAGAGUUUGCUGUAAAAAUUCUUUAGAGACUAUGUAUGAAGCGGUACAUGGUGAUGACAUCACUGGUCCAAACCCGUUGCUCAAGUUGAUAGUUAAUUUGAAAGAGAAUACGAUAUCUUUCGAUCCAGGACUGACAGAUGUAGCAGGAGUAAUUUCCAGUAUCCUUCCAACGAUGGUCGAAAAUCUAAGAUCUGUUCCUCGUCUGAACGACAAGUUUCACGUUGCUGCGACUCAAUUUACCCCAUUCUUCAUGAUUAUAGAAGAGGAUAAGGAGUGCAUGAGGCUUCAAGAACUUUUGAACGAAGAGGUUAUGAUCAACGCUGGCAACAUCCACGAGUACAUGAAGAUCUGGGAACCCUUCCGUGACUUAUGGGAGAUAGACAAGGACAAGUUCAUCCAGAAAUACGAAUCCAAGAAUCCCAACGCAGCCUCCUUCGAUGCAAACAUGGGCAGAUACACAGAGUUCGCGAACAACGUCCAAAUGCAAGAGACGGUGGUGCCAGUUCACUUCAGUCUUAUCAACUCUGACCUUUUGAAGAGGGCCAUUAUAGAACACUGCAUCAAGUGGCAGGAGAAACUUGCUGAGCUGCUGUUGAAGAUGACUGUGAAGAAAAUACAUCAUGUUCACGCCUACGUACAAGAGAACACCCUAAAGAUCAUGCAAGAGCCAAAAACCCUGAAGGAGAUGCAAGAUGCCAUACUGCUACUCAGAAAAUUGAAAUCUGAGGUUCCAGACGAGGUAGCUGUGUUUCCGACCAUAACAGAACAGAUGGAAGUUUUGGACAAAUUCAGAGUGGCAGUACCUGACGAUAUCAGGCAGUUGGAAAAGCAGAUAUCGACGACAUGGGCUGAGUACAUGGAAGCUCUGGAUGAAGCUGAGAAAAUGCUCGGAUAUUCUCAGGACACUUUCAAGAACUCUCUACUGGAAAGUGCACAAUCCCUGCGAACUGAAGCAGCUCAAAUGAUGGACGAAUUUUUGGUCAAAGGACCCUUCGGAGCUGACAUCAAUCCCAAGGACGCUUUGGCGUAUAUUGCUAAUAUGAAGGAGAUCAUAGCUAGGAUGAGGGAGAACGAAGAUCAGCUGCGUAAAGAUCUGGCCAUUUUCGGUUUGAGCCUACCAGACUGUGAGGAGCUUACCAGGCUGGAGAAGGAAAUCGCAACGUUGGAGCUGGUAUGGCAACUUGCAGACGAAUGGGAGACAGCUUGGGAGAAAUACAGAGACGGCAUCUUCUGGGAGAUUGAGACUGAAGAGAUGGAGGAAAAGGCCCAAACGCUCUUCAGAAAACUGACCCGUUUGUCCAGGGAACUCAAGGAGAAAAAUUGGGACAUAGUCGAGAGCACCCGUUUGAAGGUUGACGCCUUUAGGAGGACCCUGCCCUUGUUGUCCGAUCUGAAGAACCCGGCCAUGAGGCCCAGACAUUGGGAUAGGGUCAGGUCAGCCAUGAACAAAGAGUUCGACGAGAAUUCUCCGGAUUUCAACAUGGGAGCCAUUUUUGCUAUGGAGUUUCAUCGAUUUGCAGACGAUAUCAAUGAAAUAUCCAAUGCAGCCACCAUGGAACUGCAGAUAGAGAGGGGUUUGAUCGCCAUUGCCGAAACGUGGAAAAGUAUGGCCAUAGAAGUGAUACCUCAUAGGGAUAAGGGUCUAUACAGAAUAAAAUCCGUGGAAGAGGCCUUUUCAACUCUAGACGAAAACAUGGUGCAGCUCUCCACAAUGAAGAGUACCAGAUUCGUUGAACCAUUCCAAAAGGAAGUCGAUUUUUGGGAGAAGACACUCACGUACAUAAUAGAAACCCUAGAGAUUGCUCUCAUCGUCCAAAGACAGUACCUAUACCUCGAGAACAUUUUCUUCGGUGAAGACAUCCGUAAGCAGCUACCGAAAGAAUCUGAAGAUUUCGAGAGGAUCUCCAACGACUGGAGGGAUAUAACCAUCAACAUAUACGAGGCAGGUACAGCUCUUAAAGCAACGCACUACAAACCUCCGCCUUAUCUUUUCAACAAGCUGACUAAGAUGAACGACAAGCUAGAAUUGAUACAGAGGGCUUUAGAACGCUACUUGGAGACCAAACGUUACGUAUUUCCCAGAUUCUACUUCAUAUCCAACGAUGAUAUGUUGGAAAUACUGGGAAAUGGAAAGAAACCCGAAGCUAUACAACCACACUUGAAGAAACUGUUCGAUAACUUGACAAAAAUAAAAAUUCAAAAGAAUGUUGGAAUAAACAAACUAGAAGGUGUCAACAUGUAUUCAGACGAUGGUGAGGAGAUGGUCCUGGCGAAGAGUGUAAUUUUGGAGGGGGCAGUAGAGCUGUGGUUGGUAGACCUUGAGAAAUCGAUGAGGUUAACUCUGAAGAACGAGUUCAAGCCUUGCCGAAGUGCUCUGAAGAAGAUGUUGAGUAAGAGAGAUAAGUGGUUGAUGACUUAUUGUGGUCAACUUUGUAAUGCUUGCAGUCAGAUACAAUGGACCACUGAUUGUACUAGAGCUUUGGUGCACGCUAAAAUAAUGGAAAGUAAGAAACCUCUCAAACGUCUUAGAAGGAAACAAAACCAAGUAUUAGGCAAACUCUCCGAACUUAGUAGAAGAGAUUUAACGAAAAUUCAAAGACUGAAGACUAACGCUCUGAUCACAAUAGAGAUACACAGCCGAGAUGUUAUCGACAGAAUGUACAAAGCAAAUUGCAGGGAUACAAAUUCUUUCGAAUGGUUCUCCCAACUGAGGUUCUAUUGGGAUAGGGACGUUGAUGAUUGCGUUAUCAAACAGACCAACACGUCUUUCUGGUAUGGGUAUGAGUAUAACGGCAAUUCUGGCAGGCUUGUCAUCACUCCAUUGACCGAUAGGUGCUACAUCACGUUGACAACUGCUCUCCACCUGUAUAGAGGUGGAAGCCCCAAAGGACCUGCUGGUACCGGUAAAACGGAAACUGUUAAGGACCUUGGAAAAGCAAUGGGCAUGUGGGUGAUUGUGAACAAUUGUUCUGAAGGUUUGGACUAUAAGAGCAUGGGCAAAUGCUUCUCUGGAUUGGCUCAGACUGGAGCAUGGGGUUGCUUCGACGAAUUCAACAGGAUCAACAUUGAAGUGUUGUCUGUGGUCGCCCAGCAGAUUCUGUCGAUUUUGAGCGCCAUUGCCCAGAAGAUGAAGAGGGUUGUGUUUGAAGGUUCGGAAAUUAACCUCAAAUCGACUUGUGGAAUCUUCAUCACCAUGAAUCCAGGUUACGCUGGAAGAACUGAGCUUCCUGAUAACCUCAAGUCGAUGUUCAGACCCAUAUCAAUGAUGGUACCAGACAGUGGGAUCAUUGCCGAAAAUAUCCUGUUCAGCGACGGCUUCCAGAACACUAAAGUACUUGCUAAAAAAGUAUUCACGCUGUAUCAACUAGCAAUGAAGCAGCUGAGCAAGCAGGAUCACUACGAUUUCGGAUUGAGGUCUAUGGUGGCCUUGCUGAGGUACGCAGGAAGGAAGAGAAGGAUAUUAUCCCAUCUACCUGAAGAGCAAAUCGUUUAUUUGGCUAUGAGAGACAUGAACGUUGCCAGAUUCACAGCUGACGAUUUACCUCUCUUCAAUGGCAUCAUGUCCGAUAUCUUCCCAGGUGUAUCUAUACCUACUGUAGAUUAUAUGGACAUGAAUACGGCCAUCACCACUUUUAUGCAGAAGAACAUCCUUCAGCCAAUACCAAUUGCGAUGACAAAGGUCAUCCAGCUCUACGAGACCAAAAGCUCAAGACAUUCCGUGAUGAUCCUCGGUAAAACUGGAACUGCCAAAAGCGUAACCUGGAAAACUCUUCAGGGAGCUUUGGGCAUCUUGUGCGAUCAGAAAAAGGUCGGCUAUCAAAAAGUCCAAGUGUUUCCCCUGAAUCCGAAAGCGCUAAACUUGGGAGAACUCUACGGAGAGUACAAUUUGUCGACCAACGAAUGGCUAGAUGGCGUUAUAAGCGCAAUUAUGAGGACGACUUGUUCGGACGAUUCUCCUGACGAGAAGUGGAUCUUAUUCGAUGGUCCGGUAGAUGCCGUGUGGAUAGAGAAUAUGAACAGUGUGAUGGACGACAACAAGGUGCUCACUCUGAUAAACAGCGAUAGGAUAACUAUGCCUGAACAAGUUUCGUUGUUGUUCGAAGUGGGAGAUUUAUCUGUAGCAUCACCGGCGACUGUCAGUCGGUGUGGGAUGGUUUACAACGAUUACAAAGAUUGGGGCUGGCUUCCAUAUAUCUCAUCCUGGAUACAGAAACAGGCGCAUAGAGGAAAGAAGUUCCAAGAAUCGAUUAUGGCCCAUUUUCAUAAUUACCUAAACUAUGUCCUCGACUAUAAGAGACUGAACUGUGAAGAAACAGUGGUAUGUGCCGAGCUGAAUCUAGUCAAAUCUUUAUGCAUCCUCCUUGAGAUAUUUGCAACUAAAGAAAACGGCGUUAACCCUGCUAAUGAGGAGACUUUCGAAGAUUACUUGAAGUUGUGGUUCCUCUUUUGUCUUAUUUGGUCAGUGUGCUGUACCAUCAACGAAGCUGGCAGGAGGAAGAUGGACGUGUUCAUACGUGAAAAGGAGGGUUGUUUUCCACUGAAAGAUACCAUUUAUGAGUAUUAUGUAGAUAUCAGAAGCAGGUGUUUCGCUCCAUGGGAAGAAAAAUUGCCAUAUGCUUGGAGAUACGAUCCCAAUGCACCUUUCUUCAAGAUCAUCGUACCUACGGUGGACACGGUACGAUACGAAUUCCUGUUGGCUGCCCUGCUAGACAAUGGGUAUCCUGCCCUGGUAACAGGUCCAGUCGGAACCGGAAAGACUUCGACAGCUCAGACUGUCUUAAGCGCCAUGGACAAGGAGAAAUAUAUGAUUUGUAACAUCAACAUGUCAGCGCAGACCUCAUCGCAGAACUUGCAGGAUUUUGUGGAGAGCAAAGUGGAGAAGAGGACUAAGGGCGUGUUUGUACCGAUUGGUGGCAAGAAGAUGAUAAGUUUUCUAGACGAUCUCAACAUGCCGGCCAAGGAAACCUAUGGUUCUCAGCCUCCUUUGGAAUUGCUGAGGCAGUGGAUAGAUUAUGGGUUUUGGUACGAUCGUUUGAAACAGACGAGGAGGUAUAUUCAGAACAUGUUCAUUCUAGCAGGCAUGGGACCGCCUGGUGGCGGAAGAAACGUCAUAAGUGACAGACUUCUCAGUAGGUUCAACGUGAUAAACAUGACUUUCCCUGACGAUUCCAUCAUCCUGAGGAUCUUCGGCACCAUGCUCUCUCAGCAUAUGGCGGGGUUCGACGACGAAGUCAAGAUGGUGGGGAGAGACAUACCCGAGACUACCCUAGAUCUUUACAACAACGUUUCGGCCACAAUGCUGCCAACACCGACGAAAAUUCACUACUUAUUCAACUUGAGGGAUAUAUCUAAGAUUUUUCAGGGUCUGUUGAGGUCUCACAAGGACUACCAGAGCACCAGACAGGCCUUCUUGAGGCUGUGGAUACACGAAUGCUACAGGGUGUUCUACGAUCGGCUUAUCGACGACAAGGAUCGAGAGUGGUUUUUGGCACAGAUGAACGAACAGCUGGGUAGCCAUUUCGAGUUGACAGUCCACGCUUUGUGCCCUAAGAACGAAAUACCGUUUUACGCGGACUUCGUCAACGUCUAUCACAUUUACGAAGACCUGAUGGAUCUUCCAGCUCUAAGGAAAUACUUGGAGAAUGAAAUGGAAGAAUACAAUGUCUCUCCCGGUGUGGUGCCUUUGGAUUUGGUGCUUUUCAGAGACGCCAUCGACCAUAUUUGCAGGAUUGUUAGGGUGGUUUCCCAACCUAGGGGAAAUAUGCUUCUGGUUGGCAUAGGUGGUAGUGGAAGACAAUCACUAUCAAGAAUAGCCGCCUACUUAUGCGAGUACAACACCUUCCAAAUCAACGUCACCAGAAGCUACAAAACCCAAGAAUUCAAGGAGGACUUGAAGAAGCUGUAUAACCUAACAGGAGUCGACAACAAAGCCACUUCUUUUCUGUUCAACGAUACGCAAAUAACAGAAGAAAGUUUCCUAGAAAUUAUCAACAACAUGCUCAGCAGUGGGGAGGUGGCCAACCUGUUCAAACCUGAGGAGUACGACGAAGUGAAAAACAAGAUCUACAACGCUGCCGUCAAAGCUGGGGUGCCUCCUACUCAGGAAGGUCUGUAUAAUUUCCUCAUAGACAGGGUCAGGAGCAAUCUGCACAUCAUUUUGUGCAUGAGUCCGAUUGGGAGCGACUUCAGGAAUAGGCUGAGGCAGUAUCCCGCCUUGGUGAACUGCAGCACCAUCGAUUGGUUCACCGAGUGGCCGAAAGAGGCGCUGCUAGAGGUGGCUUAUAAAUAUGUCCUCGAUGUGAAUUUUGUACAGAAGAUCACAGGAGAAGAUAAGGGGGAAAGACGCAGAGAAUCUGUGCUGCUCUCCACUCAAGACAAGAUGCGAGUUGCAUCAGCAGAGGUAUUCUCAGUGAUACACGAUUCGGUUGCGAAGAAAUCCAAACAGAUGGCUUUGGAAAUGAAGAGAUACAACUAUGUCACACCAACGAACUAUUUGGAAUUGGUAGCUCGUUAUAAGAUAAUGUUGAAAGAGAAACGCGACGAAAUAGCAUCCUCAGCUAACAAGCUACGUAGCGGUGUCUGGAAAAUCGAAGAUUGCAGACAGAAAGUCGAGAUCAUGUCUGUAGAGCUGGAGGAUGCUCAAACGAAAGUGGCGGAGUUCCAAGUACAAUGCGACGAGUAUUUGGUCAUUAUCGUCUCUCAGAGGAAGGAAGCUGAUGAACAAGCUAAAGAAGUGGCAGUUAAGAGUGUUAAGAUCGGAGAAGAAGAGAUAGUUUGUAAGAGGUUGGCUACAGUAGCUCAGGCAGAUCUAGAUGAGGCUAUGCCUGCCCUCAACGAGGCUAUUGCAGCUCUGGACGCCCUCAGCAAGAAAGACAUCAGUGAACUGAAGUCUUACGGUAAACCUCCGGAGAAGGUGCAGAUGGUCAUGGAGGCUGUGAUGAUACUCAAAGGGCUAGACACUUCUUGGGCAGAGUCGAAACGUCAACUCGGAGACAUAAAUUUCCUCCAAAACCUGAAAGACUUCGACAAAAACCACAUUUCGGAGAAGACGUUGAAAAAAAUUGCUCAGUACACCACCAACGAAGAAUUUCAACCAGAUAAAGUUGGUAUUGUGUCUUUCGCUGCAAAGUCCCUCUGUAUGUGGGUUAUUGCAAUCGAGAAAUACGCCAAAGUUUGGAAAGUUGUCGCGCCAAAACAAGAGAAGCUGGAGACGGCCACAGCAUCUCUUUUGGAGAAGCAGAGGAUGUUGGCUGAAGCUCAAGCGAAGCUUGCUGAGUUGCAAGCUAUGUUGGCCAAACUGCAACAAGAAUAUGAGGAGAAGUUGCAGCAGAAGGAGGAGUUGAACAAAAAGGCCGAAUUGUUGAGAUUGAAGCUAGAACGUGCUGCCAUGUUGGUCGAGAAUCUAUCCGGUGAAGCUCAGAGGUGGGGAGAGUCAGUUGUUGAACUAGAUGCGGCCUAUGAACUGCUACCAGGAAAUUGUCUAUUAUCUACCGCCUUCGUUUCUUACUUGGGACCUUUUGUUACCGUCUACAGGCAGCAGCUGCUCAAAAUAUGGAUCGAUGAGAUUAUGAUGCAAGAGAUACCAUGCAGCAACGACUACAACAUAAUAAACUUCCUGGCAGACCCAACCCUUGUAAGAGAAUGGAAUGCUCAAGGUCUUCCAGCUGAUAGCUUCAGCACGGAGAAUGGUAUUAUAGUUACUAAGAGUUCUCGCUGGCCUUUGCUUAUUGACCCUCAAUGCCAAGCCAUGAAAUGGAUAAAAGCCAAAGAAGGAAAAAACGGAUUAAAGGUCAUAGACUUUGGAGUGGCAAACUUCAUGAGGGUGGUAGAAAACGCUGUACAAAUGGGCUUACCGGUCCUCCUGCAAAACAUCAUGGAGACCGUGGAUCCUUCCAUCAACCCCAUAUUAGCAAAGGCAGUAUUCAAGCAAGGCGGCAUGAAUCUCAUCAAGCUUGACGACAAGAUGGUUUCCUACAACGACAACUUCAGAUUCUUCAUCACCACUAAACUUACCAAUCCCCACUAUGCACCAGAAAUAUCAACUAAAACUAUUAUAGUCAAUUUUGCGGUGAAGGAAGAAGGGUUGGAGGCUCAGCUUUUAGGUAUCGUGGUAAGAAAAGAGAAACCACAGCUCGAAGAGCAGAAAGACAAGUUGGUAACUACAAUUGCUAAAGGAAGAAGAACUUUGGUGGAGCUUGAAAAUGAAUUGUUGAGAUUACUGAACGAGUCUAGAGGGUCCAUCCUAGAGGAUGCGGAACUUUUCCAGACCUUGCAGGUGUCGAAGGCGACAUCUUUGGCAGUCAAGAAAAGUUUGGAGGUAUCAGAAACCACCGAAGUUGAGAUAGAUGCAGCCAGAGAGGGCUAUAGACCAUGCGCAAAACGGGCUUCGAUCUUGUUCUUCGUGUUGAAUGAUAUGGGUAGGAUAGAUCCAAUGUACCAGUUCGCGUUGGACUCCUACAUUUUCCUCUUUGAGAAAUCCAUAGAUAAGAGCGAGAAGUCUACUGUUUUACCUGAAAGAAUUACGUUUUUGAAUGAUUACCAUACUUAUGCCGUGUACAAGAAUACAUGUAGAGCUCUGUUUGAAAAACACAAGUUGCUGUUUUCAUUUCACAUGUGUGUGAAAAUUCUUACAGCGGAAGGAAAAAUAGUAGAGGCUGAGUACAAUUUUCUAUUGAAGGGAGGUGUAGUAUUGGACAGAGAGAACCAAAUAGACAAGCCUGCAGCUUGGAUGCCUGAUGAAGUCUGGGAUAAUAUAACAGAGCUGGAUAAAAUAGGAGGAUUUCAUGGAGUCAUAGACACCUUUGAGCAAUACACUAGGGAUUGGCACCAAUGGUAUACCAACACUGAACCAGAAGCACUGGCUCUAAUAGGUGAAUGGAACGACAUCUGCAACGAGUUCCAAAAGAUGCUGUUCAUAAGAUCUCUAAGACAAGAUAGAACUACUUUCUGUAUCACAAACUUCAUAACAAACCAGCUAGGACCAAGGUUUGUGGAGCCUCCUGUACUCGAUAUCAGAUCGGUUUUGGAGGAGUCUAUACCUCAGACUCCUCUUAUAUUCGUACUUUCUCCUGGAGUUGACCCGACCACAGCUCUAACACAAUUAGCAGAAACGUCUAAUAUGUCCUCUAGGUUCAGUUCUCUAAGUUUGGGACAAGGACAGGCACCCAUAGCUACAAAGAUGAUCCAAACUGGAGCCAAAGAAGGUCAAUGGAUAUUUUUGGCAAAUUGUCACUUAUCCCUCUCUUGGAUGCCACGUUUGGACAAGCUGGUUGAAAACUUGCAGACUGGAAAAGUGAACAGCAAAUUCAGGCUGUGGUUGAGUUCCAGCCCUAAUCCAGAUUUCCCUAUAUCUAUACUACAAGCUGGGAUCAAGAUGACCACCGAACCUCCAAAGGGUCUGAAGGCAAACCUGAAGAGGCUCUACAAUUUGAUCACCGAAGAACAGUUUAGCGUUUGCGAGGCAAGGGAAAAGUAUAAAAAAUUGCUGUUUUCCUUAUGCUUUUUCCAUGCUGUAUUAAUUGAGAGGAAGAAGUUUCAACAGCUCGGUUGGAAUGUUGUGUACAGCUUCAACGAUUCAGAUUUCGAAGUGUCUGAAAAUUUGCUAACCAUUUAUUUGGAUGAAUAUCCUCAAACUCCCUGGGACGCUCUGAAAUAUCUCAUAGCCGGAGUGAACUAUGGAGGGCAUGUGACAGACGAUUGGGAUCGUAGAUUGUUAUUGACAUAUAUCAAUCAGUUCUUCUGUGAAGAGGCCAUCACCAUACCGUUCUAUAGAUUAUCUAACUUACCGACCUACUACAUACCAAGAGAUGGGUCGCUCCACUCUUACCAAGAUUAUAUAACGCUGUUGCCAAAUAUCGAUAGACCCGAGGCCUUUGGUCAACACCCAAACGCAGACAUAACAUCGCAGAUUAUAGAAUCCAGGAACUUGUUCGAAACUUUGAUGUCCCUUCAAAUACAAUCUUCCUCCAGUCAAGCGGAGAGCAAAGAAGACAAAGUCGGUAAACUAGCUUCCGACGUUCUGUCCAAAAUUCCUAAGGUCGUCGAUUAUGAAAACACGGAGAAACUUAUUGGAGCAGUGAAGAUGCCUUUGGAUGUUGUACUCUUGCAAGAGAUCUCAAGGUACAACACCUUGCUUCUGUCCAUCAAGAGUUCCCUGGUGGAUCUGCAGAAGGGUAUCAAGGGUUUGGUGGUGAUGUCUUCGGAAUUGGAAGAAAUAUUCACUUGUGUGUUUGAUGGCAGAGUGCCAUCAGGUUGGUUGAAAGCUUACCCGUCACUGAAGCUGCUAGGUUCUUGGACUAGGGACUUGGUAGCAAGAGUGGAGCAUUUCUCCUACUGGGCCGAAACAACACAUGCUCCCUUAUUCUUUUGGCUCGCUGCCUACACUUUUCCCACUGGAUUUUUGACUGCAGUCUUACAGACCACUGCCCGCAAGACAGAAGUUCCAAUAGAUUCACUCAGCUGGGAAUUCACCGUUCAAACUCUAGAGGAAUACCAAAUUCAAAUGGCCCCAGAGUCUGGGGUUUACGUUAGGGGUCUUUAUCUCGAAGGAGCUGGUUGGGACAAGAAACCAACAUGUCUUAUUGAACCGCAACCUAUGCAACUUGUAUGCCCCAUGCCUUUAAUUCAUUUCAAACCUGUCGAACAAACUAAGAAGAAGACAAGAGGUCUUUAUCAGUGUCCAACAUACUACUACCCUAUAAGAACAGGAAGCCAACAUCAACCCUCUUAUGUUGUUGCUGUUGACUUGAAUAGUGGAGCCGAACCUGCAGAUUUUUGGAUAAAGAGGGGUACAGCUCUACUUCUAAGUUUAGGUUCUUAGAGUGAUUACUUAGACAUAUUCGAAAAGAGUAUUUUUGUAAUGAUUAUAUUCUGUUUAUAUUAAAGUUAGAAGUUUUUUAAA